AUGCUGAAGGAGCGCAUUCAAGCAAGUGUAAAAAACAAAGCUUGGUCAAGGUGCUGCUUCAGGAGUAAUCACAAUUUAGCAAUUCGUAACUAUGUUCUCGAGAACGCCGCUAUUUCUGGUUCUACAGUUUUCCAAGGAACUUUAUAUGAACAUUUAGUUGUUCGGGAAUUAAGUGAAAAGUUGGCCAUGGAAAAGCUCGUGGUUUGUGGUGGUUCUUAUGAUGCGGGCAUUGAUAUACGUGGGAAAUGGCCACUGGAAAAGAUUUAUAAUGUUUGCAAGCGGAAGUUCGAGCUUGAUGAUAACGCUGCCAAGAAAGUUACAGUGGCAGGGGCCAGUUUCAAGCCUAUUGUACAUAAAUUAGAGGGCCAAAAACCGUUCAAGCCCUUGAAUGUGCUUGUUCAGUGCAAAGCGUUUACGAGCGCCAAGAUUACGGGGAAAGAAGUGCGCGAGACAAUGGGCGCCUUCUCUUCUGCAGUCCCCAGCGCCAAGAAGAACCAAUACAUGUUGGUUUUGAGUUCACCCAACUUCUUAACCCGAGACGGGCUGAAUGUGAUGAAUGGUCUGGCAAUUCCGUUGGUCUACGUCAGGGUCGAAUUGCUAAAGUCUCACCAGGGUUGGUACGACAUAGAGAACUCCGGAAAGUUGCAGAACUAUUACGAAAACGAGUACGCCUCAAAGCUUUUGCGGGGCUGUGGAGUCAUGCAAUGGCUCAAGUUCAGGGAAUACAAGCAGGUUAAGAGCAGCACAGCGUGA
Molecule: messenger RNA, 753 nt
Organism: Lachancea nothofagi CBS 11611
Lineage: Eukaryota; Fungi; Ascomycota; Saccharomycetes; Saccharomycetales; Saccharomycetaceae
Source: the annotation of a GenBank genome assembly